Bursaphelenchus xylophilus (pine wood nematode) is the source of this 1133-nucleotide messenger RNA. NCBI's taxonomy places the organism in Eukaryota, Metazoa, Nematoda, Chromadorea, Rhabditida, Aphelenchoididae. The record is from the annotation of a GenBank genome assembly.
AUGGCAUUCCCGGUACAGUAUAAGGGCGGAGCAGCACUUAAAGGCGCCAUUAUUGUAAGUUUUAGAGUUGUGCCACUACAUAUUACAUAUUACAACUCCGUUCGCAAAGUCCCUGGACUGGUUUUUUUUUUGGCGUUUGCACUGUGCAGAAAAAGUCAGGGUGCAAGCGAAAGCCCAAAAAGGACUACUGACGAUGCAAAAAGAAAUUGCACAGUGCACGGUGAAAUUCUGUGUCCUCACAGUGCAUGUCGCAAAAAUCACCCCAGCGACUUUGCUAGCAAUAAUACGUAAAUUCUUAUACUAUGAUAAUUUUAUUACGUAAUUCUGAAUGAGAAUGGAAGUUUAUUGAACAUUGUUUCAGUUUUUAACAAUUGUAACGUUGGUUUUAUUGGACCCGUCGUACGUGACAGCGUAUAUCUCGAUCAACUACGAGAUUGUCAUAAUUUACAUCGUAUCAGCCCUUACACUCAUAUACUGCCUGGUUUCAUUAAUCAUGUAUCUUUUGUCAUAUAAAAGUCAGGAUGAAGACGAGGAGAUCCGGACGACAAACAGUGCUCUGGCGGUGGGUUGUGCUACUUAUUAUGUACAAAAACGAGUCAUCCUAAUGGCAUGAAUUAUUUAGGAGGUCGUCUUCAGCUCAGUAGGAGUGAUCGGAUGGAUGCUGGUCUGUGGAAUUGGGGGAACAGUGGCCCAGAGGACAAUUAUCGAAACCGGACAUCGCUUCGGAUGGAUGGGGGCAAGUCAUCUUUUCUUUUUUUAUCGGUUUUGAUUUGUCAUCGAUUACGCAACAGUCGGAAUCCACAAGCCUCAGAACUAGAUUAUCCAAAGUUAUUCCGGUUUUUUUGAAAAUAUUUUGAUCGAAGCCGAUAUCUGGCACUGGUAAUAUAAUUAGUCGAAGAAUGGGGUUCCGAUUCCCCUGAUUAGUAGGUGCAAAUAAUCUAGACGCCCCGUUGUAGCGACAAAAAACUAAUUAUAAGACCUGUUAUGAUGUUUUCGAUUAGAAUUAAUUUCAGGCGUGUGCUGGGAUUAACGCAGUCUUGUUUGUGGCCAUAAUGGGACUCUUCAUGAGCGGUCUUCUCAAGGAUAAGGUCUUUUCCCCAGAACGACGAUACAAGUACACAAACCGAAUGUAA